GUUUCUUCUUGGUUUCCCUUCUUUUUCAUGUUGUUUUGAAAGCUCAUGGCAUGCUUAGACAUGUAUAAUUCCGAGCACAAAAGUCAUAAUCACUGCGCUCCAAUGAGUCCAAGAAUCUCUUUCUCAAAUGAUUUUGUUGAGACUCAGCAGAUUAUGAAGCAAGAAAGGAGCUCAAGAGAGGCUCCAGUGUCCUCAGACUUUGAAUUCUCAGUGUCAAACUACUCCAUGAUGAGUGCCGAUGAGCUUUUCUUUAAGGGUAAGCUUUUGCCAUUUAAAGAUAAUUGUAGCAAUCAAAUGCAAAGGACUCUGAGAGAAGAGCUUCUUGUUGAGGAGGAUGAUGAUAAUGUGACACUGAGGCCUCCUAAGGGGGCCACAAGGUGGAAGGGAUUUCUGGGUCUCAAGAGAACCCACAUUGGUUCCAAAAAAGCUGACAAGACUGAAGGGUCUGUUGAGAGAAUGGGUGACAGUAAAAGGUCUGGUUUUGCUCAUGAGGAGACCCAUGUUACCGAGACUUCACAGGAGAUUUUGAGUGAAGGACGGUCAAGUUGCAGGGAUGUGGAGAUUGGAAUAUAGUUAAUUUCUUGGAGGGGAUAACUUGUAGAGAUGUGGAGCAUUUUUUUUUUUUUUUAAAAAGGAAGAUUGGGGUUGGCUUUCUUAUUU
Molecule: messenger RNA, 660 nt
Organism: Durio zibethinus
Lineage: Eukaryota; Viridiplantae; Streptophyta; Magnoliopsida; Malvales; Malvaceae
Source: RefSeq, a predicted model, not a curated record